CGGUUUGGUUUGUGUUCAGCGGCCAGUCGACUCAGAGCCCGAAAAAAAACACCCACUGAAUAUAACUUUAAGCCGUGAAAAUUCGUUUCAUUUUCUUCCAUCGAUCGAUCGUUCGAUCGUUGUUGCUGGUGCUGGUGUGAACUGUUCGCUAAUUUGAAAAUAACGAUUCGAAAUUUGGCAAUUAAACUAAAAUAAAGUGCAACGAGAAAGGGCCAGACAGAUCCCCCAAAAGACAAACAGACAGCAGCCAGCGGCAGAUAAGCUGUAAACUAAUCAAAUGAAUACAAAGCCCAACACAAUAAACCCACAGUAAGGGAAACGUUGGCCAUUAAUUCGCAUUUAAUUAGGGUCGGUUUCUGUUUCGAUCCGAAUCAACGAAUAUUACAAUUUGAUUGCGUGCAAAAGACCUUUGUAUAUCGUCUGGGAGAGAGCCGGAGAGAGCGAGAGUAGUGCGGUGGAGCGGUCCUCAUUUGAAUUGGAUUACGUCGCUAUAUUGUUGGAUAUAUCUCAUUUAGAUACACCGUCACAAUGAUGCUGAGACAUUUCAACAGCAGCCUGCCCUGGGCGCUUCUGGUGCUGCUCUUGCUGGCCGCUCUCACGCUGCAGUUGGCCAGCGCCGGCGGGGAGCAGGAGGAGGGCGAGGGCGAGAGUGCCAGCACCGAGAGCAAUGAGAUCAUUCCGCGCGAGGCCAUCCAGAAGUUGGACUACUCCGUGCGCCAGGCGCUGCUGCGGGCCAUCGACAAGCUGGAGCAGGAGGAGGCGGCCGCCUCCGCAGCUGGCGUGACGGAGAGCGGGGAGAGUGGCAGCCCCAGAAGCAGCGGAUCGCGAACGACUCUGGCACGGAACGAGGCCACCACACUGCCAUCGCCACGGGAAAAGGACGAGAUCCUCGAGGAGAGCACCAACAAGGCGGAGUCGGAUUCGGAGCCGGAGGCUGUGGUGCCCACCGUGCAGUUCUACACGGCCACCUUCGACGAGCGGAAUGCCCAGGAGCAGCUUCUCUCCUCCUUCAUCGAUCGCUCCAAGCUGUGGAAGAAGACCACGGUGCUGAGGAAGCCUAGCGCCCUCUCCAUUGAGCCAAGGUCCGUGGAGGCGGGUCCGGACAAUCGCCAGCUGACACGCAGCGUGGACUCCGGCUCUAGCUCCGGAUCGGGGUUGGGGUCCGUGAGCAGCAACGAGAUCUCCCACGACGGCAGCCAUGAGAUCAAGUUCGAGAUCAGCAAUGUACGGAGGGUGGAAACCACCACAGCGGCAACCACCACCACCCCAACGACGAGUACAACCUCGACGACGCCUCGUCCACGCACCACACGGCGUCGUCCCACAACAACAACCACAACGACAACGACCACAACGACACCCAGACCCACACACAACGAGGACGGGGAGAACAUUGAGCUGGUCGACAAGCAGGACAUUCGCAUCCAGGAAGCGCCACUCGUCACGGCCUUCACGGUGGAUCUCGAUGAGCGGGGAACAGCGCAAAAGUUCCGUCCCCUGGUGUCCGGGGCACAGCGUUCCAACUAUCCGCAGCAGCAGCAGCAACAGCAGCAUCCACACAUUGGACCCACCAUCACCAAGCUUAAUGUGCUAGAGACGGAGCCACCGGCCAUACCGCUGCCCACACAGUACCCGCCCACCGGCAGCAGUAGCAGCAGCAGCACCACCACCACGCAGGUCAGCACGAGUACGAGCCUCAGCAAUGGAUUCUCCACCACGCCCGCAUUCCUGGCCAGCUCCACCGCCAACUAUGCCAAGCAGGAGCCACUCACCGAUCUGGCGGCGCCGCCCAGCGUAAACAACUAUCUGAUCGAGCGGCAGCGUGCCCUGGAGCAGCAGAUCUACCAGCUGAAGGUGCAAGCACAGCAGCAGCAAGCGCUGAUCUUGCGCCAGUUGAAGCUGCUGGAGGAGCAGAGCCAGAGCCGCUUCCAGGGCGCACCACUUGCGCAAUCUAGCACAUUGCAGCCACAACAACAACAGCAGCAACAGCAGCAACAGCAGCAACAACAGCAACAGCAACAACAACAGCAGCAACAACAACAGCAGCAACUGCCCCAAGUCCAACAGCAGCAACAGCAGCAUCAACAUGGUUCGUUGGAGGCCAUUCAGACGCUGCAACCACCGGCUGUGGGUUACUCCAUAAGACCUUCGGUGGAAUUUAUACCCAGCACACAUACCAAAACUGUUAUUUAUCCCACAUAUCCAAUUGAGCAGCAAUUGCCGCUCCGCGAUGCCGUUUCGGGUCAUAAAUUUUCCCUGAACAACGGCAAUAGCCAAAGUAACUACCAGAAGCUGCCGGGCCCCGCCCCCUCGAAUGCAGUGCAGCAGAUUUUCCAAAACUUGCAGCAAUCAUUGCAGAAAUCGAAUGAAAAUUCCAUCAAUAACAAUCUGCAGGUACAGCCCUCGAAUCAGUUCAACUUUGCCCCCGCGGAGGCGUCGCACCAGCAGGCACUGCCUCAGCACAGCUUCAAGCAAUUCCAACAGCCCCACCAGCAGCAACAACAACAGCAGCAACAACAGCAGCAACAGUUGCUGCUCCCCAGCUACGUGAGCAGUGCUCUUUACCAGCAGCAACAGCAGCAGCAGCAACAUAGGGGACGCCAGUUUCGCCAGGAGUCGGGAGUGGGCAACUUUGGCCUGAAUUCAAAUGUGGAGAUCCAGCCGAGCAACUCCUUUGCCACCACCAUCGUCAGCCAGCAGCAGCAGCAGCAGCCCAACUCGAAUCCCAAUCUCGACAAUCAGAACUUCUAUCGGCAGCAUCUGACGCCACAGCUGAGCAAUCAACUCCAACAGAAUGCUCAGCAGUAUCUGCAACAGCAGCUCCAGCAGCAGCAGCAACAGCAGCAGCAGCAACAGCAGCAACAGCCACAGGUCGGCGAUGCGACAUCCAACAUUAGUCCAGCUCUCAACCAUGGGAUACCACAGUUCGCCUCACAAAAUCUGCACUUCAAUGGCGCCUUCUGAGCACUUGCACCACCAGCACCAAUCCAGCACCAGCACCAGCCCUACCCGCCCGAUGCACCCCACAAAAGGCACAAAACAAAAAUGUACCUCCAGCAAUAUGCACCUCCGUUUCUGGUCCCGUUCCCGUACCCGUACCUGUUUCCUUCCUCCCCCAGAGCCAGAUGUCCACCGCCCUUCCCAUCCGGUUGAAUUAAGUUUUACGUACAACAUCUGUGUAAAUAUUCAUUCUAUUUUAAAAGUUAAGGAUUAAGAACUAAGCAAAAUUAAAGCCCCGACCAGGAAGGGCAAGGGUAAGACCAGUGGAGUUGAAGCGAAGGAGGAGGCCAUGACGAUUUUAUGGUGCGGCAAUUGGCAGAGCAAAAUGUUGAAAUGUAACAAUUAUUUAUUUUUUAUGUGAAUAAAGUUUAUC
This is a messenger RNA of Drosophila obscura, 3373 nucleotides long. RefSeq names its product transcription factor SPT20 homolog. The transcript is spliced from 4 exons. Bases 529 to 2964 code for a protein of 811 amino acids. The record is from RefSeq and is a predicted model, not a curated record. Lineage: Eukaryota; Metazoa; Arthropoda; Insecta; Diptera; Drosophilidae.